This is a messenger RNA of Megachile rotundata (alfalfa leafcutting bee), 1461 nucleotides long. RefSeq names its product apolipoprotein D-like. Lineage: Eukaryota; Metazoa; Arthropoda; Insecta; Hymenoptera; Megachilidae. Gene Ontology annotation, biological process: tissue regeneration; lipid metabolic process; response to reactive oxygen species. Gene Ontology annotation, molecular function: lipid binding. The record is from RefSeq and is a predicted model, not a curated record. Gene Ontology annotation, cellular component: cytoplasm.
AGUAUAAUCAAUAAACAAAACAAAAUGACAAUAAAUUUAGUUAAUGGUCCUAACCUAACCUCAAACCACCUAAUAACUCAGAAAGUAAAGCGUCAUUUGUCCUCGCGUUAUAAUGAUCUAAUGUACUGUCCCGCAAAAUGUUCCUGAAACUACUAAAGUGAACGUGCAAGUCGAAAUAAUUGCUAAAUACACUUAUGAAUAUUUAACAUAUUGCGAUAAAACACGCGAAUAACGGUAUAAAUUUAUCCGAACAAUUUAUCCAGAUUAUUAAAAGCUUGGACGUCGAAGGUAACUGUUCUCUCGAACGUGGCUUGGUUCAUUCAACGAUCGUGGUUUUUCUCAGAAAAACAUUUGCAACUCUUAUGUAUUCAAACACGUGCUACAAGAUGUUGUAUCUAUCGUUAAUUUUAAUGAUGGUAAGCGUGACAAUGGCGCAGGUGCCAUUUUUAGGCGUGUGCCCCAACGUGGAAACGAUGCCAAACUUCGACGUAAACAAAUAUGCGGGAAAAUGGUACGAGGUCGAAAGGUAUUUCGCUGUGUUUGAAUUUGGCGGGAAAUGCGUGACUGCUACUUACACUAUGAACGAUAAUGGUACCAUAGGUAUUUUGAACAAACAAAUUUCUGCGAUAACCGGUGUUUCUUCGAGUAUAGAAGGAACUGCAAAACCGAUUGGCAAAAGUGACGAUCCUAAAUUAGUGGUUACGUUUCCGUCCAUACCUCUUCCAUUGGAUGCACCUUAUUGGGUACUGGACACCGACUAUGAAACUUAUUCGGUAGUAUGGAGUUGUACAAACUUUGGUGUAUUCAGCGUACGAAAUGCGUGGAUUCUAACGAGAGAACCAAAACCACCAGUUCCCGUCCUCGAAAAAGCUUAUCAAGUAUUAGACAAGAAUAAUAUAAGUAGAGCAUACUUUAUUCGUACCGAUCAAAAGAAUUGCCCAAAAGGAAACUAAUAGAACUUGCAUCGUACGAGCUAUCAAGAUGAUACCUCCUGUUUAAACAAACAGAUUAUUGUUGUAAAACAAGUAACGAUGUUUUAAAAGAUUGUAAAUUGUAAUGAACGUGCUCAAUUUACAUAACGAAUAUUUAAUCGUGUUUUUCCAGUUUGUGUGUACAUUAAUGUGACAGUUUGCUUUACCGUCCAUCGAUAAAGUUGACUAAGUAGAGUUUAAUUUAUGGGCAAUUUUCUUAAUUAUAUUUCGUUCGUUAAGCUAUAGUUAAUAUACAGCUUUCGUGAAAUAACUUUUUAUUUAUAUGCAAAGAUCGGUUGAAUGUUAAAUUUGUGAAAUUAUGUGGUUAUUGUUGCACUUUGAGGUGUAUUGUUGUAUUUAUUGAGUGGUAUUUAUUUAUUUAUUUAUUAGACAAAUUAUAACAAACUGAGGAAGGAAAUGUGUGAUAAUAAAUAGUUAUUUAUUGAGGCAUAUGUAAAAUAUGAGCUUAAUAUUGUGUUAAUAAAAUAUA